This is a messenger RNA of Mandrillus leucophaeus (drill), 2319 nucleotides long. RefSeq names its product replication protein A4, 30kDa (gene RPA4). Gene Ontology annotation, cellular component: DNA replication factor A complex; site of double-strand break; nucleus. Bases 1214 to 1999 code for a protein of 261 amino acids. NCBI's taxonomy places the organism in Eukaryota, Metazoa, Chordata, Mammalia, Primates, Cercopithecidae. Gene Ontology annotation, biological process: nucleotide-excision repair; double-strand break repair via homologous recombination; DNA replication. Gene Ontology annotation, molecular function: DNA binding. The transcript is spliced from 2 exons. The record is from RefSeq and is a predicted model, not a curated record.
UCCUAAUAUGUAAUAGGCCUAAAUCUUGUACUUUUCUGUCCUUUCCACAGAGCCUUGAAAAUAAUUUAGAGCUCAGUCAUUCAGUUUGGAUUUAUGUAUAAAUUGAAAUAUAUUAAUUACUUAUUUAUAGUGCACUUGGCAAAAAUACCUGGAAAAUUACAAUUUUAAAACAACAAAAAAUUUUAAAAAGCCAGUGUUAAGAUGUGACUUAUCUUAGAGUAUGAUAAUCAUUGAAAGACGAUUGUCUUGCUAUUUCUUAAAAAAUACUCCUAGGUUUUUGUUUUUGUUUUUGUUUUUUUUUGAGAUGGAGUUUUGCUCUUGUCACCCAGGCUGGAGUGCAGUGGCGCUGUCUCGGUUCACUGCAACCUCUGCCUCCUGGGUUCAAGUGAUUCUCCUGCCUCAGCUUCUCCAGUAGCUGAGAUUACAAGUGUGCACCACCUCGCCUGCCUAAUUUUUGUAUUUUUAGUAGAGACGGGGUUUCACCACGUUGACAGGCUGGUCUUGAACUCCUGACCUCAAGUACUCCAUCUGCCUCGGCCUCCCAAAGUUCUGGGAUUACAGGCGUGAGCCACUGCACCCGGCCAAAUGCUCCUGGUUUUAACGGUUUGAAUGAACAGGGGACGUGAAUUCUUGAGAACAGUAACCACGGUGGUGCAUUUUUCCCCCUGCACAUAACGUACAGCACUCUACCGUUUUGCCAAGCACUUCAUGCUCCUAAAAUUUCUGUUGCAUUGUUGUUUGAAUGAAUGAAUAAAUGAGUCUUUUAAAAGUAAUUGUAGAAGUUGUAGCAUUAAGAAAUGAAGAGGGGGACUAGUAAAAAUGCAUUUUUAUAGAGAUGUUGGGAAAGGCUUGCUUGAAAUUACACGUGGGACUUUUACUAGACAGGCGCUUUGACCAGCUAAGCAACAGGGCUCCCCUCGUGUGGGGCUUUUAGAAUGUAGCAACCACUGACACACAGGGAAGGAUUAUGCCAUCAGGUGAGAAGGUGGCCGACCCUGACUGGCUGGAAGCAGACGCAUUCUGGUAGCUGAUUGGUCCACAGGUAGCGUGAAGCUUGUCACGUCCUCAGGCUCCCAGCAUUCAAUCGUAGCCUUUCAGACAGCUUGAAGCCUUCUGUGGAGAGCUCAAAGCCUUCUGUGGAGAACUCAAAGCUGUCCGUGGAGCCCCAGACGAGCCAAAGCCCACCUUCUCCUCGGCCUGAACUGUCUUGAAGAUGAGUAACAGUGGGUUUGGGAGCUAUGGCAGCAUUUCUGCUGCUGAUGGAGGGAGUGGAGGCAGUGACCAACUGUGUGAGAGAGAUGCAGCUCCUGCUAUUAAGACCCAAAGACCUAAGGUCCGAAUUCAGGACGUUGUACCGUGUAAUGUGAACCAGCUUCUCAGCUCUACUGUGUUUGACACUGUGUUCAAGGUUAGGGGAAUUAUAGUUUCCCAGGUCUCCAUCGUGGGGGUAAUCAGAGGGGCAGAGAAGGCUUCAAAUCACAUUUGUUACAAAAUUGAUGAUAUGACCGCGAAACCAAUCGAGGCCCGACAGUGGUUUGGUAGAGUAAAAGUCAAGCAAGUGACUCCACUGUCAGUCGGAGCAUAUGUCAAAGUGUUUGGUAUCCUCAGAUGUCCCACGGGAACAAAGACCCUUGAGGUAUUGAAAAUUCAUGUCCUGGAGGACAUGAACGAGUUCACUGUGCAUAUUCUGGAAACGGUCAAUGCACACAUGAUGCUGGAUAAAGCCCGUCGUGAUACCACUGUAGAAAGUGUGCCUGUGUUUCCAUCGGAAGUGGAUGAUGCUGGGGAUAACGAUGAGAGUCACCGCAGUUUCAUCCGGGACGAAGUGCUGCGUUUGAUUCAUGAGUGUCCUCAACAGGAAGGGAAGAGCGUCUAUGAGCUCCAAGCUCAGCUCUGCGACCUUAGCCUCAAGGCCAUCAAGGAAGCGAUUGAAUAUCUCACGGUCGAGGGCCACAUCUAUCCCACUGUGGAUCAGGAGCAUUUUAAGUCUGCUGAUUGAGGCAGGGAAAACAUCCUUUCCUUUUCCAAAGAUCCUUGCAUCCAGCUGAGAGUAAUUUUGACCUGUUGACUUUUUAGGAAGUAGGACUAAAAAAAAAAAAAAAUCUCAAGUGGCAUUCUUUGUCAACUCGCUGCUUUUCUAACUGCUUUGAACUCUUCAGAUUUUCUAUAUUUGAAGCUCAGAGAGAGAUGGUGAUGGAUAAAUUGACAACUCUGUAGGAUUUACUAGCAAGCUAAUGGAAACAUGAUGAUUUGGGGGGAAGAAAAACUACAGAAAAUGUAGAAAUGUAUUAUUUAAUUGUGUUGGAGCUUCUUUUCCCA